This is a messenger RNA of Thelazia callipaeda (thelaziosis nematode), 2232 nucleotides long. Lineage: Eukaryota; Metazoa; Nematoda; Chromadorea; Rhabditida; Thelaziidae. The record is from the annotation of a GenBank genome assembly.
AUGGCCCGGCCUCAGGACGCUCAGGUGUUUUCAGGACGCCGUAAGCUAAGGCUACAUCCCAAGCAAAGUUGUCGGUGUAGUGUGAAAAAUUUGUUGAUAGCGGUCUCUGUGAUGGUGGUGACAGCAGUAAAGCUGUUACAAUAUUAUUGCUUUUCUAUUUUAUCUAUUGCUUCAUAUUGCGCUGGCUGUAGCUGCUAUCAAUUUGAGUAUUCACGAUCAGUAUCAAUGAUGGCUCUGUUAAUAUGUUAUGAUUCGCGAAGUGAACAGUGUCUAAAAUUUGCUGAAAUUAUUGCCGCGAAAGCUAAGAAAUACAGAUUAGAAGCAAAAAUUCAAGUAAUGAAAAGUAGUGAGAGUACGUUCUUCAUUGAAAAAGAUCCGCUUAUCAUAGUGAUGUGUUCGUAUAUGAACGAUGGUUAUAAGAAUGCUUCGUUUUUUAUGCGAAAUCUUUCGCAAGAUUUACUAGCAGAAGAUUUUUUAUGUCAAACUGCUUUUGCACUUCUCGGUUUCAGAGAUUCGGAUCUAAGGUUGCAAAGCAAUUCACAAGUGAUAGAAAAAAACUUGCUGCAUCUGAGUGCUACGAAACUUUUUGAUACAGAAAUAGUAACUACCGAUGACACAGAAUCCGGAUCCGUUAUUGAGUUAUGGCUGAAAAACUUAUUCAUUGCUAUUGGGAACUGGUUUCACUUGACUUAUAUCCCUAUAGAAUCAUGGGAAAGUACAUUUGGUACUAACGAUAUAAAGCAAAAAUCGCAUUUUGAAGAGAAAGAAAAAAGCAAGGAUAAUUUGGAUGGGACUUCGGAAGUGCUAAAAGUGUAUCCAGUUCAAUGGCCUGAUGAUGCUCCCUGCCUUAUUAAAGGAGCUCAAAAGCUUCAAAAAGAUGAGAAAUUGAGAGUGCCAGUUGCUAAAGCUCCAUAUUUGAAUUGCGAAAUUACUCCUGAUAAAACUGAUAUUGAACAUGCAUGUUGGCAAAAUGGAUGUAGCUUGGCAGGGGCCUUAAGUCAGAAAUAUUAUGGGCAUGUUGUGGAAAUCAGACAACUAACUAGUCCAACAGUCCGGAAACCGAAGCAAGAGAUAAUAAUCGAUCUAGUUGAUAAUGUUGAGCAAGGUUAUGAACCAGGCGAUGCAUUUUAUUUUAUCGCACCAAAUCCUCGAGAAGAAGUUAAUUUUAUUUUAGAAAGAUUAGGACUUUUGGAUGUUGCUGAUCAGAAACUUAUUAUUACUGCUAUGCAAGAUUUUUCUUUACCGCCAUAUAUACCAAAUUUCUCAUCACUAAGAUACAUUUUAACGUGGUGUCUUGAUAUCAGACGAUCUCCUGGUCGACCUCUCCUUCGUGUUCUCAGCGAUUGCACAAGCAAUGAACAUGAGAAAAAGCGCCUUUUGGAGUUAUGUAGUGCUCAAGGAGUUGAAGAAUUUACGAAAUAUGUUCGCCAGGCUGGUCUUUCGCUUGUGGAUUUUCUUUUGAACUUUCCUUCGUGUCGUCCUACUGCUGAACGUUUAAUUGAAUUAUUACCGCGAUUGCUGCCUCGCCCGUACAGUGUGAGCUGCAUCAGAGAAAUUUGGGGUAGACGUCUUCGUUUUGUUUUUUCGCUCUUACAUUUCGACGCCACAAAUGGUCGACGUUACUGCCGGUUCGGUCUUACUACUGGAUGGUUCACUUCACUUAAAAAAGGAAGCCAAGUCGUAAUGUUAUUGAAGGAACCUUCUCGAUUUCGUUUACCGCCACCCAUACAUAUCUCAUUUGAUAUUACACGCACGCCUCUUAUUAUAAUUUGUACAGGAACUGGAAUAGCACCGUUUUUAUCUUUUCUAGAAAAGUUAAAUUUGCUCGGUGCUGGAAGAUAUAAAGUACGACGAGAAAUCUACUUCGGCGUUCGCAAUAUUAACACUGAUUGCAUAUAUCGUGAAAAUAUCAUGCAACAUGUGAAGGCCAAUGUCCUCUCACAGUUUUUUCUAUGUGAAUCAGCACCUGAAGUUGGCGUAACGAACAAAAAGUAUGUGCAAGAUGUUCUGCUAGAACGUGGUCAGGAGUUAGCAGAAAUAAUAAUACAGAAGAAGGAAGAUGAACUUCAUCCUCCUAUUAUUUUUGUGUGUGGAUUUGUGCAGAUGGCAAAGGCUGUGAAAGACAUUUUUGUGCGUAUUUUCAAUUUGUUUUUGAAUAAAAGUGAAGGUGAUGCGAAACUGUUUUUGAAAGAACUGAAUGUAGUGAACCGUUAUGUCGAAGAUGUUUGGUAG